UGUCUGCCAUGCGUCCUUCAUUCUCACGUCGGGUCUCCUUCCAUCCGUCCAUAUGUCCACAGCGCACACACAAAACAGCUUAAACGCACACCACCCACCGAUACAAACACACACACACACACACACACAGGGGUACGUCCUUGGCCCGCAUCAUAUCGACACACCACAGCACAGCACGAUAUAGCAUGGCAUGGCACAGCAUCGCCAGAAUCGUCCUAAAUACUACACCAUACCCCACGGCACAUACAUAUGUCCUUGCAGAGGGAUGAUAUGAGCAACUUGCUACGGAAAAAGGGAAUGCAUCGCCUCCCGACCUCCCUAGUCAUUGGACGGACGCCCAGCUUCCUGUCGCUUCGUGUGGGUUGUGCCUCGCCGUGAAAUGCAGUCGAUGGCGAGAAGGGUCUCCCCCUGCCACCAUCGCAUUCCAACCCGACCACAAACCGACACAAGGCGACGAGGAAGCCGCAAGCGCACACGUCACCAAGCAACCAGCCAGGCAGCCAGGCAGCCAGCCAGCCAGCCCACAUAUCUAUCUCACGAGAAGACAGUGCGCUUCAUGUCUGUGGUAGGUACCAUCCAUGUCCUCUCGGGCGCGGCGCACAACACCGACAAGGCAAGGCAAGAGCCACAACGGGUGCAUGCAUGAUUCCCCGAAAAGCUCUCACCUUGCCUUGAUUGUCUUGCACGCGCGUACAGAGGGGAGGGAGAAGCAGGCCACAACGAACGAACGAAGGAAGCACACACACCGACCGGUCCGAAAAUGGUAUAGAUGCACACACACCCACUCAAAACUGGCACACACUCCACCUCAAGCCAGGCCAAGCCACGCCAUUCCUCACGCCAUUCCUCACGCCAGGCUAGGCCACGCCAUUUUCUGCCUGCCUGCCAGCCUGCCUCUCUCUCUCUCUCUCUAUCUCUCUCUACUCAUCUAUCUGGGUAGCAACUCAGUCAGUCGGUGUAGUCGUUCGUUGAGUCAGUUAGUUGUAUAUGAUCUGUUCGGCCGCCUGUUUGUGGAGUGCGUAGUCCUCGUCAAUGAAGAGCUUGUGCGACACCUCCCGCGGCUGCAGCCACAGGUCGAUGGGCGACGGCUUCUCUACCAACUCCUGAACACACACACGCGCACACACAUACAGACAGAGACAGACAGAUGUGAAGUGGCGUGUUGUCUUGUGGUGUCUGUCGUGUGUUUGGCGCCGCGCCCUUCCGUACGUUAACGGCAGCGUGUGGGGCGCAGAGUUCCUUGUAGCUGCCCGUCUUGGCCAGGCGCGACUUGAACACCUCCAGUAUGGUCGACAGGUGACACUUGCUGCACACCACACACGCAUGUACUGCUGGCUGAUCUGGUCCCAUCCCAUUUGUGUGUGUGGCCUGGGUGGAGGACUGCUUAGGCGUACGUCAUGUCUUUGCAUGCGUUUGGGGUGGCCUCCACGUCGUGGCCGGUCUGCAUCAGCAGGGGGUUGUCCUUGCCUGUGGUCACAGCACAGCCACACGCGGACACACAGCCAAACAAACAAAAGACAAACAAACGAUCCACACCACACCACACCACACCCCACGUCUGUCUCCCCCGCCCCGCCCACCAGUGCUCCUCUCCUUCUCGCCUCGCUCCUGCGUCGGCCACCAAAUGAACGUCUUAAUAUGAGGCUGCACACACACACACACACAGGCGUGAAGGCACCGCACCCAUUGACGCGCUCAACACGUGUAUGUGUAUGUGUGUGUGCUGACCUCGGUAUCUCCCUCGUCUUUGUGGAGUUCCCAGACGAUAGUUGAUGCGGUGGGCAGGUAGCCCUUGCGAACGCCGGUGAGGGCGAUGGGGUAGUCGAAGAACUUGAGCACCGCAUACAGCAGCUCGCGGUGCGCCAGGAAAUACAUAAACUUCACACAUCAAUCACACACGAGAGAGUGUUUUGCUUGUGGGUGGGUGCAGUGCACUGUGUUGUGUUGUGUGUAUAAUAUGGCCGACGGCAGACAGACCUUUUUGCUAUCGUCCUCAGUCUGUAGCGCGGCCAGGAGUUUUCCGGGGAACUGGCCGGAGAUAUAGGAGAUCUGAGCGGGCGUCUCGAAGAACCACCCCAUCAGGUAGUCAAACGCCUAAAGACAGACACAGACAGACAUGCAGACACAGAGGCAGCCCACACACACACACGGUCCCCUCUAGACAUGCACUACGUCGUCUUUCUUGUUUGCUUACGAUGGUGUGGUAUUUCUCGAGGACGCUUUGUUCGAGCCGUCCGUCGAGGUCGGCGGGGUACCCCUCGUCCUCAGCAAACAGAAACGCAUCAUCCAACGUCUAAACACACACACACACACAGAGAGGGAGAGAGAGAUGUGUGGUCGGACACACACAUUUUUAAUGGCCUCCGACCUCCUUACCCAGGCCACCCCACUCCACUGACCUUGACUAGAUCAGGCAGGAGCUUGGUGCCCUCCCCCGCCCUGCUGUUGGCCACCAGGUCGUAGCCACAGGCCUGGCCCACCUCGUUGAGCACGCUCUCAAAGGCCGGCUCAGCUUGCAGGUGGUUCUCGAUGGACGCCGCCGUGUGCGCGAUGUCGGCGCCGAAUCGUGUGCCGCACAUGCCGUCGCCCACCGAGUUGAAGAGGUUGUCGUGGCCGGGGGUGGUCGUCUGGAUGGGGAUGAUCUGAGGGCUGAUCGAUACAUCGACAUGUAUGCAGAAGAGAGACAAGACACACAGACAAGACGACAGCCAUGCAUGGCACACCGAUGUGUGUGCAUGUCAUGUUUCUCUCUCCCUGACUGACUGACUGACCGGUCAGGUAGGUAUCCGGGGGGUCCGGUGCCGUCAGGGAAGAGUCCCUGUCCGAAUGCGGUGGCUGACAUAAGGUUGCGGUCGGCCGACUCGGACUGCAAGAAGAACGUCCCAUCGUCCACGUAGUGGUCGGGCAGGAACGUCGUGUUCACCAUGUAACGCUCCCGAGUCCACCUGGUGGCAUAGUAUGUCAUCCAUAAUCAUCCACACACACACAUGCACGACACGAACCGCACACACAUCACAUCCACACUAGCUGUUGGUAGAUCUGUCUGUGCACGUGUGUGUCUGCUGUCUGUGUUUCUGUGGGCUUCAUUACGUACUUGCCGACUUGGUACAUUUCGCAGAGGCCGACGGGUGUGAGUUCGCCCGCGGCGCCCUUGAACCGGUUCCUCGUGGAGGCAUAGUUGGGGCAGAUGUCCAGGAUGGGCUCGUUGGCCACUCGGUUGCCGUGCCGCGACAGCACCACCACACGCUUCAGCUCACCAUGAGUCGGGUGGGACGCCAGCAGACACAACAGGCAGGCGACCAGGAUGCAGCCCGUCAUGGACAACGCCACCAUAUUAUUCGGGAAUGCACGGAGAAAGAGCUCUUUGAUUCUUC
Messenger RNA from Vitrella brassicaformis, 3374 nucleotides. The record is from the annotation of a GenBank genome assembly. Lineage: Eukaryota; Vitrellaceae.